This is a messenger RNA of Beta vulgaris subsp. vulgaris (sugar beet), 2110 nucleotides long. Its product is annotated as cyclase-associated protein 1. Gene Ontology annotation, biological process: cytoskeleton organization; regulation of adenylate cyclase activity. Gene Ontology annotation, cellular component: cytoplasm. The transcript is spliced from 11 exons. Gene Ontology annotation, molecular function: adenylate cyclase binding; actin binding. The record is from RefSeq and is a predicted model, not a curated record. Lineage: Eukaryota; Viridiplantae; Streptophyta; Magnoliopsida; Caryophyllales; Amaranthaceae. The coding region runs from base 604 to 1770 and encodes 388 amino acids.
UAGUUUCGUGUGAUUACGAUUUUCGAGUUUUUGUGUUGUAGUUGUUGAUUUUGAUUUUAGAUAGGAAGAAGUUUGAUUUGAUCAUAAUGAGCGUGUUUUUUUAUAUGUCGAAUUUGUGUUAUUGUGGAUUUGGAUUGGAGAUGAACGUAGUCAGAGUUAAACAAAAUCAGGUAAUUCCGAAUUUUCAAGUUUUAGUUUGGUGUGAUUCGGAUUUUCGAGUUUUUGUGUCGUAGUUGUUGAUUUUGAGUUUAGAUAGGAAGAAGUUUGAUUUGAUUUAAAAUGAACGUGUUUUUUUAUUUGUCGAAUUUGUGUUAUUGUGGAUUUUGAUGGGAGAAGAACGUAGUCAGGGUUAAACAAGCUCAGGUAAGUCCGAAUUUUCAAGUUUUAGUUUCGUGUGAUUACGAUUUUCGAGUUUUUGUGUUGUAGUUGUUGAUUUUGAUUUUAGAUAGGAAGAAGUUUGAGUUGAUUUAAAAUGAGCGUGUUCUUCCUUGUCGAAUUUGUGUCAUUGUUGAUUUUGAUUGGAGAAGAACGUAGUCAGAGUUACACAAACUCAGAACGUAGUUUGGAUAUGGAAGUACGGCGGAUAAUGGAGGAGGUUGGUUGAUGAGGUUUAAUUAUCUAAUGAAGCCUGACAUGGCCGGGAUGAGUGAAUUCCUAAAGCCAUUGAAUGAAGUGUUCACAAAAGCUAAUGCCUUGACAGAAGGGAAGCGGUCUGAUUUCUUUAACCAUCAGAAAUCGAUUUCUGACAGCCUUGCAGCUUUGGCAUGGAUUGCGUAUACAGGCAAAGAUUGUGGUAUGAGUAUGCCUAUCGCACAUGUGGAAGAAAGUUGGCAAAUGGCUGAAUUUUAUAGCAACAAGGUUCUGAUUGAGUUCAAAAGUAAGGAUCCUAAUCAUGUGGAGUGGGCGAAGGCUUUGAAGGAGCUUUAUUUACCAGGUUUGAGGGAUUAUGUUAAGAGUUUCUAUCCAUUGGGACCAGUUUGGGGUACCUCUGGCAAUGCAACUGUCUCUGCUGCACCUAAAGCCCCUGGACCAGCUGCUCCUGCAGCACCACCUCCACCUCCUGCUUCACUCUUCUCUGCUGAUUCUGCUAAGCCUUCUUCGUCACAACCAAAAUCAGGAAUGUCUGCCGUCUUUCAAGAAAUCAGCUCUGGUGGAGGCCUUACAUCAGGCCUGAGAAAGGUUACCAAUGACAUGAAGACGAAGAACCGUGCUGACCGCAGUGGUGCUGUUCCUGUUGUGGAAAAGGAACCGCGUGCCAGCUCAUCAGCAUUUGCCAAAACAGGGCCUCCAAAACUGGAGCUUCAAAUGGGUCGUAAGUGGGUUGUUGAAAAUCAAAUUGGGAAGAAGGAUUUGGUUAUUGAUGAAUGUGAUUCAAAGCAGUCUGUAUAUGUUUUCGGGUGUAAAGAUUCUGUUUUGCAGAUACAAGGGAAAGUUAACAAUAUAACUGUUGAUAAAUGCACAAAGAUGGGAGUUUUAUUUAAGGAUGUUGUAGCAGCCUGUGAAAUUGUGAACUGCAACGGUGUGGAGGUGCAGUGUCAGGGAUCAGCUCCGACAAUUUCAGUGGACAAUACAUCAGGAUGUCAAUUGUAUCUGAGCAAAGAUUCUUUGGAGACAUCUAUAACAACGGCCAAGUCAAGUGAGGUCAAUGUGAUGGUACCUGCUUCUGAGGCUGAUGGUGAUUGGGGAGAGCACGCUCUUCCGCAGCAGUAUAUUCAUUCAUACAAGGAUGGUCAUUUCGUGACAUCUCCAGUUGCUCACUCUGGUGGCUAAACUGGAAUAUCCACAUCCGGAUCUAGUAUUUUUGAGUCAUCUAGUGAUUUAACUUUUUUUUUUUUGUCAAGGCUAAGAAGUGCAUAUUCCAUACUUCCUGCCUGUUUUAAUUAUAUUACCACUGGGUUAAUUUUGAAACAGAAGUGUUUUGCAUUCCCCCCUUCCUUAAUUUAUUCUUUUAUUGAUUCGGUUGCUGUCUUAUUGCUGUUUGUGUGUGAGGUUGUUGUUUUGUAUGAGGUGCCUUUUGGUGUUUCAAGCACACUUCUGUAAGAACGCAAACUCUGUAUCAUUGUUUCUUCGGUGUUGUUAUUAAUCAAGUCUUCUUACUUUCGUUUAAAAA